Messenger RNA from Apis florea (little honeybee), 1384 nucleotides. RefSeq lists its product as uncharacterized. The record is from RefSeq and is a predicted model, not a curated record. Lineage: Eukaryota; Metazoa; Arthropoda; Insecta; Hymenoptera; Apidae.
CCCCUGAGCACGCCGCCGUGCCGACCACGAGCGGAACCACCAGUCGCAGUCCGAACUUGCCCGAGGAGAGAGAGCCAGGAUACAACCCCCUCGGUGCGUGUGGAGACGAGCGAGGAGCGACAGACGCUGGCCAUGAGCCCGCCCUUCGAAGCAUGCAGAAGCCACUGAGAGAGCUGGGCCGACUGUGCCUGAGCGCGGGCGAGCAGAGCAACGAGAUCGCGACCGAAGUUCGAGCAGAGCCCCGUGCCGGCCUUCCCCUGCUCCAAGUAUGGCCGAGCGACUCGCCGAGGGGCGAGGCCGACGGACAGGCCCAGGCAUUCGUGUUUCCCGACGUCCAGGAGAACGUCAACGACAGCGGCAUCGAGUCCAUACAGGCAUCGCCCUCGCCGUGCGGCGCAGCAAGCACCAGUCCAGCCGCCACGCCUCAACAAUCGCGACGCGCCAGCCUGCUCCAUCCGGACCACGCUCGGCUACAAUUGCACCACUUGCAUCACAAUCACCACAAUUCCGGGGUUAAGAGUCCACCGACACCGGACCGAACGUCCAUCGACGAGGAGCCCCCACUUCCGCCCAGCCCUUCGAGUUCGACAACCAGCAGCCUCCGCUCCAUGCCCAGCUCUGCGAACGCCCAAAUGCACUCGCAGGACAGGAGACGUAGCAGCAGGUACAGCAUGUUCGACGCCCUGGACCUGGAAUACGCCCUGCUGAGGGCGGCGGCCCGCGGCUCCGUGGGCCCCUACUCCCUCUCGGAGUCCCUGCACAAGCUGACCUUCACCCAGAGCUUGGCCUUCCCCGCGCUGGCCCGCGGCCUGGCCUCGAAGCAGAGCGUGCCCGCGAGGAGGCCCCAGCAGCACACCGAGAGCGGGCUGAACGCGUUCGCCAAGGUGGUGACCGCCCUCGUACUCGUGCUAGUCAGCGUGCUCGUGUUCGGCGUGGUGUACAAGUUCGUGAGGACGUGAGGAUGGCUUCUGGUGCCCGAUCGACCGGCCGACUCCUCGCAAGAGUUCGAUCGACCGGGCACCGGCGACGCCUUCGACCACUAAUCCAAUCAAUCGUUUCUCUCGGAGCAUAUACGCGAUCGACUCGAGGACGAAGAUCUUCGUUCGGGUGGCGAAGGCCUACUAAACGACGAUGAGAUUAGGAAGAGCAGGAAUAUAAGUUUGAAUAUAAGGUGAAUGUAUAUAUAUAUAUAAUAUAUAUAUAUGAGUAAGAUAGUAUAAGAUAGUAAGAAGGACCGUGUCGCGAAGAAAGAAUUUCUAAAUCUUGUUACCGAGCAUUUUUACCGAGCGUGCUUGCUGCGAAUAUUUAUCGCCUCUCGGCGGCAUUUUUACGAAAAAUGCGUGUAAUCCAUGCGACAUUUACAUUUCGUAAAAAAAAAAAAAAA